GUCAACAGCAGAUUGCGUUGGUCGCGGGCGCAUUCACGCUGUGUGUCGCGUGCGAAGCGGAUCGCUUUGCGGUUGCCGGUCGCGCGUGUGCAGUGUCUAGUGAUGUCGAGAGACAGCCCUCGGUUGAGCCGGCUCGGCGUGCUCGCGCCGGCCGCGCUGUCCGCGUGUAUGGACGCCUCCGUGCUGGCGGUGCCCGCUGCUGGCGCUAUCGUCUCUACUGUGCUCAAAGAACUCAGCAAGGCUUUCAUGUUGAAGAAAUGGUUCCACGGGGUGAUGUCGGCGAAGGAAGCAGAACACCUCAUCAUGGAAAAGGGCAAGAAUGGAUCGUUUCUGGUGCGCGAGUCGCUCGCUCACCCUGGAGAGUACGUCCUGUCCGUGCGGGUCAGAGGCCGGGUCAGCCACGUCAUGAUUAGGCGGCAGCACAACAAAUACAACGUGGGUAGCGGUGAGCAGUUCGACGACCUGGUCGGUCUGAUCGAGCACUUCAGGUUGUAUCCCAUGAUCGAGAACUCAGGUGACGUGUUGCGAUUGCUGCAGCCGGUCAGCGGCACUCGGCUCCGCGCUCAUGAUAUUGACCAGAAGGUCCAGGAGAUGCGGGAGAUGGAGGAUUUCCAGAAGCUAGACUACAACACUGGUUUUGACGGAGAAUUUCAAUCAUUAAAAAUGUUGGACGACCGUCACAUUUUCACAACCAACGAAGGUAUGAAGGCGGAGAAUACUACCAAAAACAGAUAUCGGAAUAUUCUUCCAUAUGACCAAACCCGUGUGGUGCUAGGAAGGCGAGACAACAAGUGUGAGUCCGACUACAUAAAUGCCAGUUACGUUCGUACUACCCGUUUGUCCGACUCGUGUAGUUCUGUGCAGUCGUCUAAUGAAAGCCUAAACAGUGUGAAAUCUUUGAUUCUGAAGAGCGAUUUGAAGAAAGUCACGCCUCUCGUCACGAAAUCUCUAUCAGAUGACGCCCUACGAGAGGUGAAGAAAAGUCUCAAGCUAGACAAAAUUAAUGGAAACAUUUGUCCAGACCCAGUAAAAGAGAAAAUGUACAUCGCAGCGCAAGGAUGUCUAUCUAACACAAAAGACGAUUUCUGGCGAAUGAUAUGGCAGGAAGACAUUCGUGUUAUAGCCAUGAUCACCAACGAAGUCGAAAAUGGCAAGAAGAAGUGUGAGCGUUAUUGGCCUAUGUCAGGUCAUGAGGAGCGGUAUGACAACCUCAUAGUCAGGUCAAUAUCGGAAACACAUUACGAAGAGUACUUGGUGAGAGAAAUCGAUGUGCACAACGACAAACAUUGCUGCAGGACCAUCUUCCAGUACCAGUAUACGGCGUGGCCAGAUCACGGGACGCCGCCUGACCCGGACGGGUUAUUAGCUUUUAUAGACGACAUCAAUAGGAGAAUGAGUGAGAUUGCACAGGAGAAAAAUGCGCCAGAGCAGAACGUACUUUGUGUCCACUGUUCCGCGGGUGUGGGGAGAACAGGCACAUUCAUUGUACUAGACAUGCUCAUCGACAAAGUUAAAUCUUCUGGCUUCAGUUGUGAUAUUGACGUUCAUUCAACAGUAAAGUUAGUAAGGGCACAACGUAGUGGAAUGGUCCAGAACAAAGCUCAGUACAGAUUUAUAUACUUCGCGCUACAGAAUUAUAUCGAAAACAGAAAUAUAAAAAUGAAGAAGCAGAUGCAUGUGUCAUUGGCGUAUUAUUUAAUAAAUAAAAAGAUCUAGAAAAGUGACGCGCAAAGUGAUCCGCGCCAUUGCACCAAAGUGAUUUGAGACUUACAAUAAAAAUGUGAUGUUAUGUGAAAUAGUAUGUAAUUUUGUGUAAAAUGUUCGAUUUUUUUGUGCGAUUAUUAUUAUUAUUAUCAGAUUUGUAUUUAUAAAAUCAUGCUCCAAUAUUGACUUUAAUGUCUAAGAUUGUAUGCUACAGUUCUCCCUGUAAGACAUUAAGAACAUUGUCUUUGCUGCUGUUGUUUUGUUUAAGUCUCAUUUACACGAAUCAUACGCAAUUAUUGAAUCCUGUUUGAACAUGUCCAAUGGUGCGGCAAUUCUUGCCCACGUUGAGGUACUACAUACGAAUUUUGACUGAUUUUCAAAAAAGCCCAUAUUGAUAGCAAUCAUUGCGUACCAUUGGUUCCAGCAAUAAUGGAUUCGUCAAAUGAGUCUUGAUCCAGUCACAAUGUUACUUCAACCGAUCUAUAUACUAUCAUAUUAUUAGACUAUAAGUUACGCUUAAUAAAAAAUAGUUAUAUACAUGCAUUUUACAUUGAGUUAUUCUCGGCAAUGGCCUAUCCCGGCUAAAAUUAAAUUAAAAUUUAUUACAAAUAAGUAGUAAAUUUCUAGAACUCAAAUCGUCAUAAGUCAAAAUAUUACGUAAAGUUUGUGAAUAUAUUUAAACGAUUUCAUGUUUAUAAGGAGAAACUAAAUGUGAAAAGUACGAUUUUUGAUGACUUUCAUACUAAGCAUACUUUCAUUCCAGAAAAUUACGCAAUGGAACUAUUAAGCUAGAAAGACUGUUUUACGCAGGUAUAGCCGCAACAAGGAAUAUGGACCAUUACUGUAUAUGGGUUUAAGUUCUUAACAAUAAAGGAAUUCAUAAUAAAUAAAACAAUGAAACAUAA
This is a messenger RNA of Manduca sexta (tobacco hornworm), 2609 nucleotides long. Its product is annotated as tyrosine-protein phosphatase corkscrew. The transcript is spliced from 13 exons. Lineage: Eukaryota; Metazoa; Arthropoda; Insecta; Lepidoptera; Sphingidae. The coding region runs from base 103 to 1716 and encodes 537 amino acids. Gene Ontology annotation, biological process: protein dephosphorylation. Gene Ontology annotation, molecular function: protein tyrosine phosphatase activity. The record is from RefSeq and is a predicted model, not a curated record.